Messenger RNA from Necator americanus (New World hookworm), 1668 nucleotides. RefSeq lists its product as uncharacterized. Gene Ontology annotation, molecular function: translation initiation factor activity; guanyl-nucleotide exchange factor activity. NCBI's taxonomy places the organism in Eukaryota, Metazoa, Nematoda, Chromadorea, Rhabditida, Ancylostomatidae. The transcript has 11 exons. Gene Ontology annotation, cellular component: eukaryotic translation initiation factor 2B complex. Bases 1 to 1668 code for a protein of 555 amino acids. Gene Ontology annotation, biological process: translational initiation. The record is from RefSeq and is a predicted model, not a curated record.
AUGACAUCGUACACCCCAGUGAAGGCGAUCUUCAAACCAUCACAGCAACGUGGGCGGGAUGUAGCUGUGUAUGUACUUCCAGAGGAUCCCGAUCUUUGCAUGGAAUUCAGUUUCAAAAGGUUUAACAGUCAAGGGGAUAUCGCUAGUUAUGUUUGUACUGCAUGUCGGGCAUUAAAGGACCGAGCUCCUCGGUUAUACGGAGUUGUUCCUACCGUCCGUGUUCAGAAUGGUUAUUUCGUGAACGAUCCCACACGUACAGAGCAUCCCCACUUUUGUGAACCGCGAAAUUAUCCACGUUCUAUGAUGCGCAGAGAAAUCAUUGCUAAAUUUAAUCAAAUUCGAGAGAAUUUGGAUGAUGCUGGCACUCCCGAAGAGGUAGAGGAGGACUUGUUGCAGGCUAUAAACAAACCAGAAUAUGCACACUUCGGCGACGAGGAACGCCAGGAGAUGGUAAAGCAGUUGGUGAUGGGUCACAUCGGUGGACGAGAUACCCUGAGAAGCAUGAUUCGAACGAAUAAAAAGGCGAAACGGAGGCGUAGCCAGUUCGAAUUCCCCGAAUCCGCACCACCACCGCCACCAGUGAAAUUCGCUCGAACUAUAAAGCAGGAGAUCCAGGAGCCUUCCCACGACUUCGCUCACCAACGCACGUCAUCAUCGCCAUUGCAGCCAUCACCGCCAUUGCCACGGGCUCAUACACUCAUACUGAAAGAGGCCCACUGCAGCAAACCAGCCAUGACACCGGCACCAACUCCGAGUUAUCUCGGAACAGCUCAGGGUUUUUCGCAACUUCUGACCAGUGAUUCGUCAAAAUCUACGGGCUUAGCGGCCAUUGAAACCCUACUUACAGCACUCGAAAAUAGCAGAGCUACUACUGUAAACGAACUGAAUAAAGAGCUCACUGAGAUCGUAAAUGGAAUGGCAAGAACUGAUCACAGUUCGACGUCAAUACGAAGUGCUAGCGACCUGUUUCGAAGGUUUAUAACACUCGCUCCCGCCGAACUCCUUGAUCAACGAGAUUUCUCAAAAGUUUUGGCUUUCUACCGGCAGCGGGGAAAGAUUUUCAUUGAACGAGUCGGAAAGUCAAGAGGGAUGAUUGCGAGACAUGCUAGACCAUUCUUCAGGAAUAAUAUGAACAUAUUGACACAUUCAUACAGCAAAGUCGUACUUGAAGCUCUAGUCACAGUUCACAGGGCAGGAACAAUAGUCCACGUUUGGGUAACGGAGUCGCAACCUGAUGCGUCUGGGCGAACAAUGUAUGAUGCACUCCGAAAAGAAGGUAUCAAAGCGACUCUGAUUUUGGACAGUGCUGUAGGAUAUCUAAUGGAACGAAUCGACAUGGUCGUCGUUGGUGCAGAAGGUGUUAUGGAGACUGGCGGAAUAAUCAAUAAAAUCGGGACAUUGAAUGUAGCUAUAUGCGCAAAGACAAUGAACAAGGCAGUAUUUGUAAUGGCUGAGAGUAUCAAAUUCGUCAAAGAGUAUCCAUUGAAUCAAGCAGACAUUCCUGAAGAAUUUAAGUACCGGACAUCAGUAUUGGAAAGCGGUGAUCUCUCUAUAGAACACCCUAUGGUUGACUAUACACCACCUCAGUACAUCAAUCUACUAUUCACGGAUCUUGGUAUCCUGACACCAGCUGCGGUUGGCGAGGAAUUGAUCAAGUUGUAUACGUGA